Thalassophryne amazonica is the source of this 1259-nucleotide messenger RNA. Its product is annotated as signaling lymphocytic activation molecule-like. The coding region runs from base 60 to 1058 and encodes 332 amino acids. The transcript is spliced from 7 exons. The record is from RefSeq and is a predicted model, not a curated record. Lineage: Eukaryota; Metazoa; Chordata; Actinopteri; Batrachoidiformes; Batrachoididae.
UUUCACAGCAGUCUGACUGAGCAGAAGAGGAAACAGAAGUAGUUUCUCUCCUUACAGAGAUGGCUGGAGGUUGCUGCUUCUUAAACGUGAGUGAAGUGUUGCCACUGCUGCUGCUUGUGCUCUACCACCACGAUAUUCAAGCUUCCACUUGUCCACGUCCCAUCCAUAAAAGAGAAGGAGACAGUGUGGAGCUUCCAACAUGCCUGACAACUGAAGGAGUCACUGAGGCAAAAUGGGCAUUUGGACGAAACACACUUGUAGACAAAAGAGAAGGUCCCUAUAAAUAUGUUCAAUUUGAAGGCAGAAUAUAUAUGAAUCCCACAAACUACAGUUUAACUGUAAGUAAUCUCACUCUGAGAGACUCUGGCAACUUCAGUUUUAUGUCAGAGACAAAGGACACACAGAGAAGACUGAUUACUUUUCCCCUGCACAUUCACGAGAUCUUAUCUGUGACGCCUGUCCUGAGUUUCAACAUCACAUGGCAUGCCUUAAAUGGCUCUUGUACAGUUUUCUUGGAGUGCAAUGCUAAGUCUUACAGCAGUGUUGCCUACAACUGGACUGUCAAGAACCAAAAUCAUGUAGGCUCCACACUGCAAUACACCCUCAGUCCAAAGGAGGGAAGCACCAUGUUCACCUGCACAAUUUCAAAUUAUUUCAGUCAACAAUCUGCAUCUGAAACAGUGACAUGUACCAACGCGUCCAUAGCCAUACCAAAGACAGGUUCGACGAACCUUGUGCUGAUUUUAGGUGCAGCAGGAGGCAUUUUUAUGAUUAUCAUCAUUGCUACUGUUAUGGUAGCUGUUCGUAGCUGCAUACAAAAACAAGCAGGUUCUAAUCAGAAUGAGCUUGCCUUGUAUGCUGAGAUUUCUGAGGCUACAAUUCAAGAUUCAAACGUGCAGAACGUUCAAGGGAAAGCAAACAGCAACACGGCACAUCACGCCGUAUACGCAGCCACUGACAAUGUAGCCAACCCAGUCCAUCAUGUGGUUGGGCCCCAGACGGUGUAUGACGAAAUCCAGUUUAAUCGUACGGCCAAGUCUUCCACAGCGUUGCACUAGAGGGCGCUCACAGCACAUGUUGCUUGAAUUAUUUGCUUUUUUCAUGCAGAAAACUGUCUGCCAAAGAAAAACUGUUCAAAGACGUUGUGUGAAACAGACACACGGGAGGGCGACUGCACAAAAGCAUUAAAGGAGAACGUGACAAAUAAAAUGCUCUGACAAGGGUUGUACAUUCUGUAAAAAAAAAAAAAAAAAAAAAAA